GCGGGCCGCUAGCCGGGCGCGGGCCGCCAUGCUCCUCGUGCUGCUCGUCUGGCUGGCUCCAGUGACGGGCCUGGAGCCAGCGCUGGACUUGCUGGACGGCCUGCAGCUGCGCAACGUCAGCAGGCAGGGAGUGAGCGCGGUGCCCGGCCCGCAGCACUUCCGGACAGCCUUCUACCUGCAAGGUGACUACAGGGACCUACGGUUACCUCCUUCCUCUUUCCAACGAGCAGUCGAUCUCCUGCGCCACAACACUGAGUUCACCCUAGCAGCAUCUCUGCGUCAGGAGGAAGCUAAUUCAGGAACUAUUAUUGCCUUUUCACAUGGUUUUAACAGGUAUUUGGAGCUGCAGUCAAGUGGUAGGAAAGAUGAAAUUCGUUUACACUACACAGCUCAGUAUGAUGCAACCAUCCAUGUGGAGGUAUUUCCAUACAGACUGGCAGACAAUAUGUGGCAUAAAGUGGCUCUUUCAGUAUCAGGUGCUCAAGUUGAACUCCUAGUUGAUUGCCAAAUACUUUAUCGUCGGUUAAUUCGGAUGCCUGAUCGUAAUUUUACUGCACCACAGUUAUCACUAUGGGUUGGUCAGAGGAACAGCAAGCAUUCCUUCUUUAAGGGUGCUGUAGAAGAAGUACGUAUCAUUGCUGGCCCUCAUGGAUACCUGAAGCAAUGCCCUCUCUUAGAUUCAAGCUGCCCUACAUGUGGGCAGUUUUCUUUGCUGCAGAGUACAGUUGAGCAGCUGACACAGAAUCUGUAUGAUCUCUCACAAAAACUCAUUGCAGCAGAAGAACGAAUAAGUAAAGUUGAAUCAUGUGAUUGCUACAAGUCAUGCCGUGUCAAUGGGUCAAUACAUACAGAUGGUGCAUCUUGGCAACAUGAUUGUGAAAUUUGUUCCUGCGUGCAUGGAGAUAUUCAGUGUCGACCUGUGCAGUGUCCAGAAGUCAACUGUAAGAAUCCUGUCCGUGAACCAGGAAAAUGCUGCCCUGUCUGCCGAAAACAGUGUCUCUUGAGAGGAGUGAUGUACGAUGAUGGUGAAUCAGUGAACCUACGCACUUGUGUGGACUGCCAGUGCCGGAAUGGUUUCAUGCAUUGUGUACGCCGUGAUCCAAACAUCACAUGUCCGCCACUUCCUUGCAGCCCACAGGAGCAGUUCUCUGUUCCUGAGGAAUGCUGCAAAUUCUGUCCUGGGGUGGAUUACUGCAAUAAGGGACAUAUGUGCCAUGAAAAUGCUACUUGUCUCAACUUACAAACUACUUAUGCAUGUCACUGCAACACUGGAUUUUCUGGAGACGGUCAUUUGUGCCAUGAUGUGGAUGAAUGCCAGCAAGAAGGUGGACUCGAUGGACAUCACUGCCAUUCCAAUACUCGCUGUGUCAACACUCCAGGCUCUUAUAUAUGUGAAUGUUUGCCUGGUUAUCGACGUCUUGAUAAGUUCAAUUGUGUGGAGUUGGAUGAAUGUAGCACAGGAGAACAUGGAUGCCAUAGCCAUGCUUCGUGUGUCAACACACUGGGAAGCUACCGCUGUCAAUGCCAGCAGGGCUAUGAAGGCGAUGGAUACAACUGUAAACCUGUGUGCAAUCAGACCUGCUUGAAUGGUGGAGAGUGCAUUGCACCAGGAAAGUGCCAGUGCAGACAAGGUUAUGUUGGUGAUUAUUGUGAACAAGAUCUUGAUGAAUGUAGCACUGAGAUGCAUAACUGCCAUCAAAGCUCACAAUGUGUAAAUAUGCCUGGUUGGUACUACUGUCGCUGUAAAACUGGUUUCCGUGCAUUGCCUCACCACGAUUCUGUCCUGGGAGCGAUAUGUCAAGAUGUAGAUGAGUGUUCUGAAGGUCUCCACACAUGUCAUCCCUCUGCAAAAUGUAUUAAUACAGAAGGGAGUUUUCAGUGUUCUUGUAGUGAUACUGAAACACCCAACUGCAAACUAAGUUGCAUGUUUGAGGGAGAUGAACUGAUGAAUGGUGGAGUUGUGACCCCAAAAGGCAGACCAUGUCAUCGCUGUGAAUGUUCUGAUGGUGUUGUCUCCUGUCGUGAUCCCAUAUGUGACUGCAGCCAACGAAGCAGUCGCAAUGAUAAAUGUUGUCCUCAGUGUGAUCCUAGUGCAGCUUGCCAUCAUCAAGAACUGAGGCAUGUUGUGUUUCGAAGUGGUGAACGUUGGAUCUAUCAGUGCCAAACAUGUGAAUGUCUGUAUGGAGAGAUUGACUGCUGGCCAAUGGAGUGCCCUCCUCUGCUGUGCAGUGAGCCCAUCCUGGCACCAGGUGACUGUUGUCCACGUUGUGAAGAUGAUCCCUGUCCACUGGAUAGAGGUGACAAUGGCAGUUCAGGACAGCCCUGUACAUAUGCUGGACAUUUGUUUGAAUCAGGCACCCAGUGGCAGAAUCCUCAUGACAAAUGUAGUACCUGUAAUUGCAAAGUGCCGUACUGCGCGCAAUUGGAUGGGAGGCUUUGCUGCAGUUAUGACUACAGUUGUGGUGACAGCCAGUUCAACAAGUCUGCACAGCCUACUGGAAGUACUUCACAUUCUUUACAGCUUAAUAGUGUUAUUAGUAAAGUUCCUGAUGAAAAUUCCCAAGCUAGGGUGGCAAGCUUAUUGUCAUCGCAAGCACAAGUUCGGCAGAUUACUCAGUAUGUCACUAGCAACAAGACAGUGGACAAAAGGUUAUCACAACCUGGCACAGAAAUGCCAGAGAACAAGACAAAACACUUUAUUGCUAGUGCUGUUUCUAACAGUUGUGAUGAUGGGUCAUCUUGUAGUGGGGACAGCCCAAUGCCUAAGACUCCAGCUCUUCCUAAAAAUUCUGGAGGUGGUCAUAUUGACACAAUUCCUGAAAAAACUGGUGUUAGUGUGGGACAGAUUAUUGAAAGUGUUACAGAAAAGGCUGUGGAGAACACCAGCUCACCACAGGCUUCAAUGGAUAUUGACAAUGGUGAUAACGUGGCCUGAAUUAACAAAUGUGAAUCGGUAAGAGCGAAACUUGUGAUUCUAAGUGUAUGUGGUUCAGUAAUGAAGCCAAAAGAAGAAAUGAAAUAAAACAUAAGGAAGCUUACAUAUGUGGUUGAGAAGAUCUAGUUUUAGUAGACCUGGGAGUGAGAGCAGCUGUUAGUUGUUUGCAUACAGGUGAGUGCCUGUCUUAGAUUCAGGUAAAUUAUGUUUGUGAAAUUGUUGUGGGCACAGUGCCUGUUGCUUGUGAAAGUGAACAUUUCCUCUUAAUGAGAUAAUACUUAUCUAAAUACAUAAACAGAACUGAAGUAUUAAUGUAGGCAAAUGUG
Molecule: messenger RNA, 3261 nt
Organism: Schistocerca serialis cubense
Lineage: Eukaryota; Metazoa; Arthropoda; Insecta; Orthoptera; Acrididae
Product: protein kinase C-binding protein NELL1-like
Exons: 16
Coding region: 29-2935 (968 amino acids)
Molecular function (GO): protein binding; calcium ion binding
Source: RefSeq, a predicted model, not a curated record